Messenger RNA from Cyprinus carpio (common carp), 3035 nucleotides. Its product is annotated as male-specific lethal 1 homolog. The record is from RefSeq and is a predicted model, not a curated record. NCBI's taxonomy places the organism in Eukaryota, Metazoa, Chordata, Actinopteri, Cypriniformes, Cyprinidae. Gene Ontology annotation, cellular component: MSL complex.
GAUGACAAAGUUACCCAUGCUUAAAUAAAUGUACUCAGUUUUAGUGCGUAUAAAAGUGUACACGCAUAUCGCCCGAAAGACCCAUCACUCUGAAUGUAAACACGUCCUGACAUGACGCAUGCGCACUGAGUCAAACGCAGUCGUAUGUUGGGACAUUGUGCAGAUUCAAGCCUGAAAAUGGGGACAAACAGCAAUAAAAGUAAAGUAAACGGCUUACAUAAGACGCGUUUCUUCAGAUCUGUAGGAUUUUACCCUGGGCGAACCAGUGAGUAUGUCUGCAGACACACCCUGUUGAUAUCAACUCUAUAAGAGCCAUGGUUCAUGGGGUAGAGGUGUUUCUUCGCCAUGACUAUGCGACCCCAAUGCUUUUCUAAAGUGGGAUUGUACUCAAAUAUCUGUGAUUUAAGUCCAUCUCAAACAAGACAUCCAGUUAGUGUCCAAAGAGAGAUUGGAAAUCCUCUUGGUGACACUCAAGAGAGGACCAGACAACAUCUGAUCUUGGACAAGACUGGGAAGGCUGAGCGGACUUCACUGCCUUUAAAGCCUGGAAGAGAGUUGGCUGUCGCUUCAGAGGCUGGCUCUGUGGGCACAGAAACACUGUCAUCUCAAGCUAAACAAAUGGGGGGUGAAGGCACCCCUGUAAAAAGUAAAACUCCUUUUGGACAGACCAACACCAUUGAUAACAAGCCAGAGUUUGUAUCCAUGAAUUCACAUAGUAAUUCUAGAGACCCCGUGGGUGAGAAAAGCACCAAAGGGUUAGAGACUAUGGGGGUGUCUAAUGAACACUCAGAGGGCAAAAGGACAAAUAUGAGGAAGAUCACUAGUCAUCCUCAUGCACAAGCCUCUUGCCUUAAACAACUGCUUUUGCUUCAGCUGGACUUGAUAGAGCAACAACAGCAACAGCUGCAGACAAAAGACAAGGAAAUAGAUGAACUCAAAUCAGACAGAGACACGUUGCUUGCCCGUAUUGAGCGGAUGGAGCGCCGUUUGCAGUUGUUAAGUAAGGAACCGCGUGACAAGAGGCUCUUCCAGCCCCUGGAGAGAUGGGUUCCUGACUCGGAUGACUUUUGGGAAUCAGAUUUGAGCCACAGCCCACAAACUCAGGCCAAGUCAGGUGGAAAAGUGCAAAAGAGGAAGUUCAGCCUGUUAGACACAAAGAUGCAGAGGUCAAGAGGGAAGUCUUCUAGAGGGACCCCCCAAAAACAAGAGACAGGAGGGACAUCACCAUGUCAACGUGAGCUGCGAAACAAGGAGACCCCGGAGAAGACGAAUGUUGAGAAAUCAUCCGGACAGACAGACCUGCAACCUGAGGGAGAAGACGGCAAAGAAACGGAAGAUCUUCCAUACAUGACAACAGAUGAGAUGUACCUAUGCUGCUGGCAGCAGCCUCCAGCCUCUCCAUUACGGGAGGAGUCUCCAAAGAAAGAGGAGGAUGUCACAAUCCCAUCAUGGAGGGAAAACAUCAUGGAACCCCUUCAGGAGGAGGAUGCUGUUGACAUCCCAGAAAAUCUUGAUGACGGUGUUUUUCUAAAGCGGCACGCAAAGUUAGAACUGGAUGAGAAGAGACGAAAAAGAUGGGACAUUCAGAGAAUACGUGAACAGCGUAUGCUUCAAAGAUUGCAGCAGCGCAUGGAGAAGAAAAAGACAAAUGUUCCGGAGAGCGAACCAGAAUUGUCUUCGUUUUAUCCUAAUGUGGAGAAUGUGGAGGCCAUCAUGGUAACACCCUUUCUGCCAGUAGUGGCAUUUGGUCGGCCUUUGCCCAAUUUGCCUCCACAGAACUUUGAGUUGCCCUGGCUUGAUGAAAGAAGUCGAUGUCGCAUUGAAAACCAAAAGAAACAAACUCCCCACAGGACCUGUCGGAAAUGAGUCACAAACAGAUUCUGGGCACCAAACAGAGGAGCGUUCCUUCAUGUCCAGCGGCAUAACAUGGGCUUAAAGGAGGCACAGUCAGGGAACAGAAUAUUAGCCCAUCAUUAUGGUUUUGUGUCUGCUUGCACAGAGAUCGUUUAGGAAAAUGGCAGCAUAUUACAUCUGUUUCCAUUUUAUUGUGCCCUGAUAAUAAAGCACCAACUGCCCAGCUAACUGCUAUUUUAGUUCCCUCACAAUCAGUGCGUGGCCUUGAUUUAAUCCUUUACUUGUAGUCCUGAGGCUAAGUGAUAUUGAUUAUUGCAGGCUCCACCGCAAAUACUGUUUUAAUGUGCACUAAACUGUAGUUAUGGAGUAUUGCUGCACAUUUGCAUGUAAUGCCUCAAUAUUUGUGUUGAGAAUGACUUUAGAGAGCUUGUUUUGUUUUUGCAAAUGUAAUUGUGCAUGAAUGUCUUGGUGAAUCUUAUGCCUAAAAUUGUACAUAUUUUUUGUAAGCGUAGCAUAGUCAUUUAGAAAGAAAAAAAAUGAUCAGGAUUAGAGUAAGGAUGUUAAGAAGUUUAGAUGAAUGCCGGAUGUAAAAAAGGAAGGACUGUUUGUAUGGCCGUUCAGGUGUGUUUGAAUCUGUUCAGCAUCCCAUGCAGGUUUAAGGACAAUGCCCUUGACGUUAUUUUUGGAUCAGUUAGUUGGUCUGUUGAUGUUGUUUUUGAUGUACCUUAACCUCCUUAUUGAAAAUACAGUAUAUUUUACACUUCCAUUUUCUAAAAACCUUAUACAUGUCCAGAAGCAUUGCUUGUCAUUAUUAAUUUUGCAUAAAUUCUGUGCCUCAUGGGAUUUAUUUCAGGGCAUUUGUGAUAUUUCCUAAAGAUUUUUUUUGUUCUAACUCAAAAGUAAUAACCUGAUUUUGUGUGUAAAUGUUGAUUUUUUUUGAGCACCGCACACAAGGUUUUUUUUUCUUUUUUUUUCUUCCCCUGAAUGUCUACAACUGGACCUCUGUAAAUCUCUUUACUGACACACAUUGGCUGUAAAUAAGGAAAACAUUGCUGUUAUUUUUUUAUUUAAUGUCAGAAGUGUUGUUUGUUCAGCAUAGAUAUUAUAUUGAUAGCAUUAUUUACAAAAUAAGAUUUUUUGUUUUUCAAAAAAAAUAAAAACUCACUCUGUGAUUUUUUUUU